Drosophila simulans is the source of this 747-nucleotide messenger RNA. RefSeq names its product kunitz-type serine protease inhibitor nigrescinin-2. The record is from RefSeq and is a predicted model, not a curated record. Lineage: Eukaryota; Metazoa; Arthropoda; Insecta; Diptera; Drosophilidae. Gene Ontology annotation, molecular function: serine-type endopeptidase inhibitor activity. Bases 78 to 419 code for a protein of 113 amino acids. The transcript has a single exon.
GCAGCGCCAACAGUUGCGUGAAGACAAUCGCCAAGUGAUCAAGUGAAUUUAAUACGAAUCUAAAUCAAGUACACAAAAUGCGCGGACAACUGAAAGAGUGCGUCGGAGUGGCAGUGGUGCUGCUCCUGCUGGCGGGGAUCAGCUGGAGCGAGGCGUUUCCCAUGGACCUCUACGACGACGUGAGCGACUUCUUCGACGCCAUCUCGCUGGACGAUGUGGCCAACACCGGGCGCAACACCCAUCCGGAGCAGUACUGCCUCAUGCCGGCGCGCAAGGGCGUCUGCCGCGCCCUGAUCCCGCGUUGGCGCUACGAUCCGGAGCAGAAGAAGUGCGUGGAGUUCAAGUUCGGCGGCUGCGACGGCAACGAGAACAACUUCGCCAGCUACAAGGACUGCAUGUCCACCUGCGAGGGCAUGUAGGUCUCUCCGCUUCCGUAUCCGCAUCCCGAUCCGGAUAGCGAUCGGUCCACCGCGACCGAUGUGUUGCCAAAGGCGGCUGCUUCCCCUCGAGCUCUGCAAUCCAGCGAACCAAAGGCAGCAUUCUCCACACCCAAACUCACGCACAAACAUCACAAUCCAUGCGACUAACAGUCCCAUCUUCUACCUAAUAUUUAUGUAGUUUCUGUCAUUGAAUCCAUCUACUUUGUACUUUCCUGGGUGUGUCCGUCCAGGACUCGCCACCCAGCUAGAGCUUAAGUUAUUGUGAUAAAAUACUUGUAUGGAAUAAAGAAUUUUUUAUAACGACCAA